Messenger RNA from Penicillium daleae, 1569 nucleotides. RefSeq lists its product as uncharacterized. The record is from RefSeq and is a predicted model, not a curated record. The coding region runs from base 1 to 1569 and encodes 522 amino acids. NCBI's taxonomy places the organism in Eukaryota, Fungi, Ascomycota, Eurotiomycetes, Eurotiales, Aspergillaceae. The transcript is spliced from 2 exons.
AUGCUCUUUCUCAGGACACCUCGAGUACUUCACUCACGAGUCGCGACAUGUCUUCUUCUCAACCGAAAAGUGCCUACCGUCGCCAUUCGAUGCCGUGGCUAUUCUGGUCGCGCGGAAUCAGCUGAACAGUUGCACAAAGUUCUGAUCAACUCCAGCGAUGAAAGUCUUGAUCGAUCCUUCAACAUCCUGAUGUCAAUCUUGAAAGAACCUUCCUUGGGUCAGAAUAUUCGCGAAAUUGUGUAUCACAAGACCCCGCGCACUGACGUGGAGUACGAGAUGGGAGAAUUCCAACGCCAUCUGAGCGAUCAGGACAUGCAGCUUAUCCAAACCGCCGUGCGGAAAGCCGGGUUCAGAGACCAGAAGGCCGACCGUGUCGUCAAUAUGCUGAUGCAGAAGACUGCAUCAAGCAAUCAGAAAGGCACAUAUGGCCCUCUUGGCUACGUGAGCAACGAUGACAUCCGAGGUGUAUUCCUGGCACAGGCCCUAGCCGUGAUUCUGAUUUCUGUUUCACCCAACCUUGUAUCCCUGGCCAUGACACGGCCUUUCGACAACUACUUUGGCCUCUGGUGGUUCCCCGAGCAAUGGAAUGAAGAUGAAGAUGUCCAUUUCCCUCUCGACAAGUUUUUGCGUCGCACUAAUGCCCACCCAGAAGGCAAACUAUAUCUUCAGAAUCUCCGCGACGUGUAUAUCAUCAACGAAUUCCCAUGCCUCAUGAAUGUCCACGACAACUAUUACCGCACAGACUUCAUGGGUUGCCUUCCACUUUUCGAUCGGUUGCCAGCCAUCGAAUCUGUCGGCAUUGAUCUUUUAGACGUGGAUGACAAUGGAAGACAGGACAUUGAGCACAUGACUUCCAAUAUAAGCAGAAUCCGGGUCAACCAUUCUUCUUUGCACCCGGUUUACCUGGCGAGGUUGUUAUACGCAUCCAAGGUAAUUCGGGAGUUCCAGUAUACCAUUGGCGGUCGAGCUCCCGGAGGCCACGGCCAUCAAUUCUUCACACCUAUACCUGUCUUCAAGGUGCUUUGCGAGCACAAGGAUACUCUAGAAAAGCUGGAUCUGGACGUUGAAAGCCAUCUUUCGAUAUUUCAAAGCCGGUAUGACAGCAAUAUUGAGGAUCAUUUCUCAGAAAUCAACCCAGAGUGGCUUGCGGAUGAAGAAGAGGAACCCCAUGAGUUCCAAUUUCUCACAUCAAUCUGGAAACACGAGGGAUCACUCAGGGACUUUGGAGCUCUGAGAUCUUUGAGCAUAGGCAUUGGGCUCUUGCUUUACUAUGCCAAAGGUGUGUAUGUCAGCCCUGACAACAAACGAAGACCAUUCAUGUUGGUAGACUGUCUGCCGGAAAAUCUGGAAUACUUGUACAUCCGAGGAUACGAAAGAGGGCUCAAUGUCAACUGGGACAUCCAAAUGGACCAUCUGUUUGCAUAUUAUAAGUCGGGGAACUCGAAAUUGAAAGUGCUCGUGGGAAUAGAGAAGAUGAUUCCUAAUGCCGAGGACUUGGAGGAACCGAUCAGACCUAAAUCUCUGAGGUGGACAUUAGAGAAAAUUGGGUAUGAAUCAGAUGAAGGCUAG